AUGGUAGGGAAAAGGGAAGUGAAAUCUUCUCCGCAUUCAUGGAAUAAGGGUAAGAAGACGAAGAUGGAGAAGGAUGCCCAUGUGAGGAUCGUGCAUCGUUGUGAUACAAAAUACAUUGUUGAAGUAAACAAUGUACUCAAAGCAACCCACCGUAAGCGGAUUGAAGGAACACCAUUUAGAUGGUGUUUGUCUCUGGACAAGGUGUUGGAAAUAAAUUGCCCUUUGAUUAGGGAAGUUUUGAAUCGGUGGGUUGUAGAUGGGGAAUUCAUUCGUGUUGGCCCGCACUUAGUUCGCUUAUCAAUAUAUGAUGUUUGUAUAUGCUUAGGUCUUACUAUGGUUGGUAAAUCUGUUCCAUUUGAUAGUGAAGUUAGUGGGUUAGUAGGUUCACUUUUUGAGAACAAACCUAUUUCGGUCCGAGAUAUAAGUAAGAAGAUUAAGAACUAUGUUAGUAGUGAUGAUGAUGAUGAUGUACAAAGUGUUUGUAGGUUGUACUUGUUACUUUGUUUCUCUGUCUUUUAUUUUCCUAGGACUUCUAGGACCGUGAACAAUAUGCCUUUCAAAAUCUUAGACAAUCUAGACAACCUUAGUGACUUUAAUUGGGCCGAUUCUGUUCAUACCUUUUUGAUUGGUGGUAUGAAUCGUGGACGUAAGGUUCUACUAGAAAACCAAAAUUCAAGUAGCCUUAACAUAGCCGGUUGUGUUGCAGUUAUACAGAUUUGGGCUGCCCGUCGACUUGGGUUAGAAGAUGUACAAACUGAAAAUCAAUUCCCAAGAAUUUUGCACUGGCCAUUGGUGAAGAUUAGGACAGUUAACAUUGAGUCCCUUUUUGAAAAGAAUAAAGUUGUUUUUGAUUGGUCUCUAAGUGAUGAAGACAAUAACAACCCAAUUGUUCAAACUGCACUUAGUGUUUUGCAUGAAGGCACUGCAAAAGACGACGACAACGAAUUUCGUGGUCGUUCUAAAGCUGAAGUGGAAUUGGAAGAGAAAAUACAAAAGCAUGAAAUGCUAAUUAAGGAGAUGAAGGCAGAAUUGAAAAAGAUGCGUUCUGAAUACCUUGGAAGGACUGCAGCUGACACCUGUGAUGGUGAAGCAAAUGUGUUAAAUGAAGAUCAUUGUCCUCCAUUUGAGCAGAAGAAGACUGGACCUCAGGAUUGUGUUGUUGAAGCUAAUGUUUUGAAUUCAGUUCAUGGUUCUCCACAACAGCAGGAAGAGUGUAACAAAGUUGAGGUUUCCCCUUCACCGCAAAAAGAGUGUGACCAAUCAAGGAUUGAUAUGGGUAAAUUGUACAAGGAUGUGACCGCUCAUGGAAGUUGUAGCAUUGUUUACGCUGAAGUGAAAGGGCAAUUAUUAAGAAGCAAUGAGUGCCAUGGCUUUCGUCCUCGGGGUUGGAUUGAUAACAUGUCUGUUUUGUUUGCUGCAAGUUACUUCAUGUAUAAAGAGAAAAGUCAGACUGAGAGAGUAAAUAGAGUUAUUUUCAGCCCUUUGUAUACAAAUACGGUGAUCAUCGAAUGUAACAAGAGAAAGAUUAAUAGACGUGUCUGGCGUGUGGACGACUAUAGGCAUUACCUUCCGCCUGAUUUGUGUUCUAUUCAAGAAAUUUUAAGAGCUGAUCUGAUGCAGAAUGUGGAGAACCUUUUUUGGCUUCUGAUGAAUGAUAAGAACCAAAUGAAACCAACAUUUGAACUAGUCAUUGACGACCUUCCUCAUCAACCAAAUUUGCAUGACUGUGGCAUUUUGGUCUUAAAGUAUCUUCAGAUGUGGGAUGGACUUAAAAGAUUUGAUGGAAAAAACAUGCCUUCAUACUCUUGUGAGGAGCUGCAACAUUUGAGACAACAUUACAUUUGUGAAUGGUUGCUUGACCCAAAAAAUUUGCAUAGAGAGACUGUUCUUCAAAGAUUUCAACCAUACAUUAGGAAUUAG
Molecule: messenger RNA, 1920 nt
Organism: Vigna unguiculata (cowpea)
Lineage: Eukaryota; Viridiplantae; Streptophyta; Magnoliopsida; Fabales; Fabaceae
Source: RefSeq, a predicted model, not a curated record